UCAUCUUAACGGUGUUUUUGUUUAGAGGUACAUUUACUACUGCGGACUGUGACAACGGUAAAUUGAGUCUCAGCAUACAGGUCGCUAUUCGAACGACAAUGUUUUCCCAAGUAGCAACAUUAAUUCUCGUGGAGGUCCGAGGAUGCAGCCUGGGAAGUCUUACCGUUACACUGGCAUCAACUGUUCCUGAUACACCGAUAGUCUUCCAGCAAUUUACAGAAUUUCUUUACAACCUUUAUGAUGGCGUUACCAACAUCACCGAAGGGGCGAAGGUUCUUCCUCUUACUGAGAUUAAUGUGCUGAACCCCUCGGAUAACAGUCUGAAACUGAAUAUAUCAUCUUCCACCACGCUGUGUAAUGUUUUCGACAAUCUACGUCCUAGCAACAACUAUACCUGUCCAUUUAACGAAACUCUGCCCUCCCCAGCAGUCCCUGCCUGCUUAAGUGCCGCGGAAAGUGAUACAGUUGUAUACAACUUCAACAUCAUCUUUAAUAGUUCAGAAACUGUGCUGACAUCUAUACUGAGGUUAUCCACUUUGUACACGCUACAAGACUAUUUCAACAACUUCACCAUAGGUUGUGCGAAUUUGACUAUAUCAAGUAUAACCAUUUCGAAUCUUGAUGUCGAUAUAUCUAUGGUGGUACGUAAAGGGGAGAUCACUCAGUCCUCUCUGGCUGCAGCACUUUUGAGACUAGCCAGACUGAAUGUGAUUUUAGACAUCAAUGGCAUCGCUACUCCAGUCCUUCAAAUCAAGGUCCUUAAUGGGGAUGGCUCAGUGUCGAUUGUGAAUCCAACCAGCGACCUCUGUACGGUCUUUGAGCAAAUAAAAUCCUGUGAAGACAUGUCUGUGUGUAUAGACCGCAGUAAUCAGGCCUCUUGUGUACCAUCAGCAACAGGAGACGAUCUCGCCGUGAUUAUCGGCCUUGGUGUAGGUGUCCCUGUCUUCAUCGUGGUGGUAUCGUUAAUAUCGAUAAUGCUGGUAUACCGGAACCGCAUCAAGAAGCGACAAAGAUAUAUCCCUCAUCAACGAUCCCCCCAGUACAGCGUGUUCGCACAAGGUAUCCUGCCUAAAUUCCAUAGCUGGGGACGCCAGCCGUAUCAGUUCCCUGACCAAUGGGCGGACGCGGAAUCCAGAUCUAGUUCCUCCUCCAGUGAUCAGCCCACGUCAAGAGGCAGGCUCUAUGAUGAUUAUGCUAAUCCGAAAAGUCCGGUCUCCGCUCCAUUUUACUUGUCAUCAUGGGACGACAUACACAACAGCGGAGAAGAGUUUAAGAUAAGACGGCCAAAGAUAAAGCAGUCCCCAGAUGACGUAUACACAUCUGGGAAUGGUUUACACUGAAUCCAGGGGAAAGGAAAACCAGCCCUAGUUGCCAAAUAAGCAUUAAUGGUUUUGAAUUGUUGCCUUGCAUUAUAUUUAUUAUAAAUUAUGCUUAUGUGGUGCUAUCCGAUUGGACUUAAGUUAUAGACAAUAAUUAUGUAUACGUGGAAUAGAAUGAACAAACGCGGAUACAGAUUAAUGGUCUAAUAAUGAUACAAUGCUUGAAAUGUUUUAACUACCUCGUUUCGAAAUAAAUUGUUAAUAUUCAUCCAUACUUAUAUAUGUCAAAUGCAAAUUUAAACGACGAUGCUAUGCUAGAGAUAAUAUUGGCAAAAUGAGACAAAAUAGAUUUUGAGUAAGAUUAAUAGUUACGUUUCGACUCCGUUCAGGGAUGGGAUAUAUUUCCCUUGUCGAAAAGAUUUAUAUUGAUCCAAAGGAUGUUUAACACAAGAAUGUAAACAAACAUUACUCAAAAUCCAAAAUGUUAUGACAAAUUUGUUUUAACCAUUAAUACAUAUUGAUGUUAUAUUUUAACUAUAUAUUCUACAGUAUACAAAUGCAGGGUGUAGUUUGUAUGUAGAUUAAUGAAUAUAACUAUGGAUCGACUACUAGUCGUUGACUUGUGGUAUUGUGCAAUAUUUGGUGUAUAUUUAUUUAUAAUCAUAACUACAUGUACUAAAAAUGCAAAAUAGGGGAAAUUUGUUAGUCCUAGGUAAAUAGUUCUAAGACCCAGGUAAAUAGUUAUAUGACCCGGGUAAAUAGUUUUAUGACCUAGGUAAACAGUUGUAUGACCCAGGUAAAUAGUUUUAUGACCUAGGUUGAUACAUUGGAACAACUUGUUAGUCCCAGGUAAAUAGUUGUAUGACCUAGGUUGAUACCUUGAAACUUGUUAAUCCCAGGUAAACAGUUGUAAGUCCCAGGUAAAUAGUUUUAUGACCUAGGUAAAUAGUUUUAUGACCUAGGUAAACAGUUGUAAGUCCCAGGUAAAUAGUUUUAUGACCUAGGUAAACAGUUGUAAGUCCCAGGUAAAUAGUUUUAUGACCUAGGUAAAUAGUUGUAUAACCCAGGUAAAUAGUGUUAUGACCUAGGUUGAUACCUGUAUAUGUCGUUCUGUUUGAUACUAAACACUAAUUAUUUCGACGGGAUGCGUAUUAAUGUUACAUUUGAACGGCAUUAGACAUAAGCUGCAAUGGUGCUAUUAUGAUAUAUGUACUUGUGCGUAUAGAUAAGAUCAUUUACAUAUAUAUAUAUAUACAUUACCACAGUACCUGAGGAUGAAGAUAAUUACGUAAUGUGCCUAAUGUUGUUACUACCGUCUUUUACGGUAUUCCCGGAGACUUCCAUUUCGAUUUAAUAUGUAAACAAUGUUCCCAAUCUCGUCUACUUGUUUAAUAGGACGUUAAAUAUGAUAUCUACACAGGUUGAUAUAUAUGGGAAGCACUCCUGGAUAACAACAUGUACAGAUCAUCAGGGUUGGACAUGGGAAAGGACAUGUCCUAUCUAGACCACUGUAACACUGUGGUACAUAUUGACUGGGUCUAAACUCUGCUGUGACUAUUCCCAGGCAGAAUCUUAAUGCAUCAUCCGUAACUCUUCAAGUUACUCGUAGACGGUUGUGCAUAUAUGUAAGCAUUCGCCAUAUAUACGUAAUUUCAUUUUCUACGUUUUUAUUAUGUUUGGAUGAUAUGUUCAGAGCUGGUUCUCUAAAUCAUCCUCAUUAUUAUUAUGAACAGAUUCCAAUAAUCUAACAAUAUGGAGUGAAUCUGACGGGUAAAUGGAGUACGGAGUGUAUAUUUUAUCUAUUAUAUUCAAAACAACAUCACGAUUGCUUAUUCUUUAUCCGAUGUAAGGUUAUCAUUUCGUCUUAAAUCAUCUUAUUUUUAAAUGCAAUCAAAAUAUAUGAUAAAAUGAACUGGUUUUAAUUUGUAGUGGUAAGCAUAUUUAUUCAAUUUGUACACAUUCAAUGAUAUAAUGGUGAUCUAAUAAAGAUAUGUUAUGAUGUUAA
Molecule: messenger RNA, 3324 nt
Organism: Pecten maximus
Lineage: Eukaryota; Metazoa; Mollusca; Bivalvia; Pectinida; Pectinidae
Exons: 16
Coding region: 99-1340 (413 amino acids)
Source: RefSeq, a predicted model, not a curated record